Fusarium subglutinans is the source of this 1689-nucleotide messenger RNA. Its product is annotated as kinase catalytic domain protein. The record is from RefSeq and is a predicted model, not a curated record. The transcript has a single exon. Gene Ontology annotation, molecular function: ATP binding; protein kinase activity. The coding region runs from base 1 to 1689 and encodes 562 amino acids. NCBI's taxonomy places the organism in Eukaryota, Fungi, Ascomycota, Sordariomycetes, Hypocreales, Nectriaceae. Gene Ontology annotation, biological process: protein phosphorylation.
AUGUCUGGCCUCGAGGCUAUCGCAAUUUUGGGAUUUGCCCUUCAGGUCGUCGACACUACUGUCAGGGUCAUUGAUCUAUGGAAGGCCACAAAUGAAGUCGGACAAGAAGUCAUUAUAAUAAAAGCCAGACUCGACAUGAUUCGCGCCCGUCUCAAGACCUGGGCACUUGGCUGGGGGCGGUUGAAUGAGGAGGACCUCAAGAAGAGUCGACGCUUCAAAGACUUCGGAUCUCUGGCUCUGAGAUAUGUCUUGAUAAUACAGUAUCGGCUCACGGCACUGGAAGACUUUGACAAAAAGUAUCCUUCGUUGUUUCGAAAUGAUCGCGUUCUAGAGGGGCAGCCUCGCUCAGCAGACCGCGGUCUUCAACUAGCUCUCAUUGCUCAAACGGAUGGACCAGACGCUAAGGACCUGGAGCUACUCCACAAGGAGGUAGCUUCUAUAAAUCAUGCCAACAUAAUUCAGCGUUGGAGAUGGGCCCGGAAGGGGGGCGAGGGUAUGAAGAUGACGGACCAAAUUGCGGCGUUAGUUGGGGAGCUCGAAGAUUUCUUUAUACCCCCGACCAGUGACCAGAUCGAGCCAGUUGACUUGGACCGGAACCAGCCGCCAGUCGAAGGUUCUGGAGAGGAUAGAGCUUUCAAAGUAGUGCAGGGUAUCGCUACCUUCAAGAAAGCCGCAGAAGAGAUGAGAAACCGAACCGACAGCAUGCAUCAACGAGAGCUACUAAGAAGCCACCGAGGAAUUAAAAACGAAAAGAAACAGGACAACACAAAGCAAUACUCCACCCACCGCAGCUUGGCCAACUUCAAGGCUCGCGACAUCAAUAUCACACCUGUGAUGAUCGAGUGGAUAUAUGUACCAAGCAGCUUAUCUGCCGAAAUCAAGGAGGCUUCCCAGAACCAGAUACACGACCUCGCUUUACUACUACACUCAGAAAAGAAGCCUCACGAGUUCAGGACUCUAGAAUGCAUAGCCAUGGUCGAUAUGCCCGUCGCAGAAGAAGAGGACGCGCAAUACGGUUUGGUCUUCAAGCUUGAGGAGGGGCACCAGGUUUAUACUCUUCUGGAACUGCUGAGUAGGGAAGAAUCUACGCCUAAAUCUCUCACUGAGCGGUUGAAGCUUGUUAAGCUGCUUUCCAAAACGCUGCUGUUUCUCCAUCUGGGAUCGUGGCUACACAAAGGUAUACGGAGCGAUAAUAUCCUGUUUCUGAGCAACGAUAUAUCUAGCGUUGAUCUUGGCGCGGCAUACAUUGGUGGUUUUGACUACAGUAGGCUGUUCCGAGAGACCAGGCUGACUCAAAAUGUUGGAGACAAUCGUGUGCAGAAUCUGUACCGGCACCCAGACCACCAAGGCCAUCCAAUGCAUGCGAAUGGUGAGUCAACUGACCGACCGCCUUUCUCAUACAAGGCCGACCUGUACAGUCUUGGUGUCGUACUCGUGGAGAUUGGCCUGUGGUCUCCAAUCAUCAAGCUUUUAGAGGCUCGGGGGAGUCAAGAUGAAGACGAAAGUGUGCGGGAGACAAUACUGGAUAUGAUUCCUCAAGUCAGGAUGAGGAUGGGUGAUGCUUUUGCCGAUGCAGCCGAGGCGUGCUUGAGGAGUGAGUUUGGAACAGGUGAGGCUGGACAGCCGGAGAGUGUUCGAGAGGCUUUUUAUUUAUCUGUAGUAAGAUUGUUGGAGCGGUGCUUCAUAUAA